Parnassius apollo (apollo) is the source of this 390-nucleotide messenger RNA. The record is from the annotation of a GenBank genome assembly. Lineage: Eukaryota; Metazoa; Arthropoda; Insecta; Lepidoptera; Papilionidae.
AUGCAGGUAUGUGCUGCAGGCUACUAUAUCGACGGCGAGAUCGUAGAUAUGUCCGUGCGCACCAUAUGGGAGCCGCUCGCAGUCAAGAUGCAGGUAUGUGCUGCAGGCUACUAUAUCGACGGCGAGAUCGUAGAUAUGUCCGUGCGCACCAUAUGGGAGCCGCUCGCAGUCAAGAUGCAGGUAUGUGCUGCAGGCUACUAUAUCGACGGCGAGAUCGUAGAUAUGUCCGUGCGCACCAUAUGGGAGCCGCUCGCGGUCAAGAUGCAGAUCUACAAAACAGCAGUGGAAACAGCGAUCCUUCUAUUGCGAAUCGACGAUAUUGUCUCCGGUUCCAAGAAGAAGACUGACAAGGAGCCCAACGCGCCCGCCGCCAUGGCAGCGCAGGAAUAA